GUGUGUGUAGAUGCUGGAGAGCAUGGUGGCCCACCCACGGCCAACUAGAGCAGAGGGCAGUGACGUCGCCAACGCAGUGCUGGACGGAGCCGACUGUGUAAUGUUAUCUGGGGAGACGGCCAAGGGACUGUUUCCUGUGGAGGCUGUAGCAAUGAUGCACUCGAUCUGCAGGGAGGCAGAGGCAGCCAUUUUCCACCAGCAGCUAUUUGAGGAGUUGCGUCGCCUCACUCCGCUCUCCUCUGAUCCCACAGAGGUCACAGCCAUCGGAGCUGUAGAGUCCUCCUUCAAAUGCUGUGCCGGGGCCAUCAUAGUCCUCACCAUCAGUGGCAGAUCGGCACACCUCCUGUCCAGAUACAGACCUCGCUGUCCCAUCAUCGCCGUCACCAGAAGCCCUCAGGUGGCCCGACAGUCCCAGCUGCUGAGAGGAGUGUUUCCCGUCCUCUUCCACCCUCUGCCUGCUCCUGUCUGGGCUGACGACGUAGACGAUAGGGUCGAAUUUGGCAUGGAAAUCGGCAAAGCAAGAGGCUUCUUCAAACCCGGCGACAUGGUGAUCGUGGUGACGGGCUGGAUCCCGGGGUCCGGUCACACUAACAUCAUGAGGGCCGUCAGCGCCCCGUAACGGCCUGAUGGGACCUGGACUCUCUCACUUCUCUGACUUAUAGAGCCUCUGUAAGACUGUUCCUAUGAUGUUGAUGAAAACCAGAGAACCACCAUGAAAAUUAUGACAGAAGCAUCACUGUUACUUCACCUGAAGUGUAUUUUAAGCCACUGAAACUGUCCUCAUGAAGGUUGAAUUUGUGUAUAGUGUGUUUUAAAAGCAAUGACUCCCUCUAAAUAAAACUUGAACCAUCAUUUUAACACCA
Paralichthys olivaceus (Japanese flounder) is the source of this 863-nucleotide messenger RNA. NCBI's taxonomy places the organism in Eukaryota, Metazoa, Chordata, Actinopteri, Pleuronectiformes, Paralichthyidae. The record is from RefSeq and is a predicted model, not a curated record.